UAGCCACUUGUUUAGAAUUCCCGAAAGAUGGCGGCGGCGCCUCCAGAUGAGGCUAGCCUGCAGUCUCGCAUCAAUAAAGCCACCAAUCCUCUGAACAAGGAGACUGACUGGGACAGUAUCAAGGGAUUUUGUGAUCAGCUCGACAAUGAACCAGAAGGUCCUCAGCUUGCAACCAGACUUCUGGCCCACAAAAUCCAAUCUCCCCAGGAGUGGGAGGCAAUGCAAGCGCUUAUGGUUCUUGAGACGUGCAUGAAGAACUGUGGGAAGCGAUUUCACAGUGAAGUGGCAAAGUUUCGCUUUCUCAAUGAACUCAUCAAAGUGGUCUCGCCCAAGUAUUUGGGAGCCCGGGCUCCAGAACCGGUGAAGAAGAAGGUUUUAGAAAUGAUGUACAGCUGGACGGUGAGGCUGCCAAAUGAGACCAAGAUAGCAGACGCGUAUCAGAUGCUGAAAAAACAGGGCAUUGUCAAACAGGAUCCUGUGCUUCCUGAUGACAAGCCCCUCCCUCCCCCUGCACCUAGAGCCAAAAGUGCCAUCUUUGAGGAUGAGGAGAAAUCUAAGACGCUGUCUCGCUUACUGAACAGCACACACCCUGAAGAUUUAAGAGCAGCAAACAAGCUCAUUAAGGAAAUGGUUCAAGAGGACCAAAAGCGAGUGGAGAAAGUAUCAAAAAGAGUGAACGCCAUCCAGGAGGUGAAGGAGAGUGUCAGCCUGCUGAACCAGCUGCUGGAGGGCUACAGCAAGGAGAGCUGCUCCCAGAGCAACCAGGAGCUCAUUAAGGACCUUUACCAGCGCUGUGAGAAAAUGAGGCCUACGCUCUUCCGAUUAGCAAGUGAUACAGAGGAUAAUGAUGAAGCUUUAGCGGAUAUCUUGCAGGCCAAUGACAGCUUGACACAGGUCAUCAAUCUGUACAGACAGCUGGUAAAGGGGGAGGAGGUGACAAAAGAUGACAUAACUGUGCCCUCACAACCAGGGAGCAGUAGUUCAGCACUUGUAGACCUGACGGGAAUUACCAUUUCAGCCGAUGCAGCACCGUCCAACCCAGAGACCUCCAACCUGCAGACUCUGACUCAGAACUUGGGCGUGAGCCUCCUGGAUGAUGAACUCAUGUCACUGGGACUGAAUGUAACAGAAAACUGUGACUCUCAGAACUCUUUCCAGUCGGCAGAGAUCACAGAAUCAUCUGCUCCAUCAGUGCCAGCUGCAGUGUUGCUGCCAGCUGUUGUCCGAACACCACACACUGCACCAGCAGGGGGCUCCGCUGCUCCUCCUAAAGCCAUGGAAGAGCUUGAUUUGCUGGGAAAGACAUUGUUGCAGCAGUCCCUACCUCCAGAGAGCCAGCAGGUCAAAUGGGAUAAGCUGCAGCCUCAGUCUAGAGUCACUUUACGAGAUCUCCAAACUAAGUCCACCACCAACUCUAAACCCGCUCCUCCUGCAGCCACCACCACGUCUGGUCCUGCUUCUGCUCCCCGACCGACGUCCAGCCAGCCAGAGCAGCCUGAUGCUCUUCUCCUUUCCAAUCUUAGUCUGACAGUUGUUGAAAAAAGCUCUUUACCUGCCGCUGAUCCCUAUGAAAGCAUCUCUCUAGCUGAUGUUACAGUGCCUCUGGAAUCAAUCAAACCUAGCACCUUGUUACCAGUGACUGUAUUCGACAAACAUAGUCUUCGUGUUUUGUUCACCUUUGCCCGCGACUGUCCUCCGUCGAGACCUGAUGUGCUGGUGGUGAUCAUCUCCAUGCUGUCCUCAGCCCCGAUUCCAGUCACCAACAUCCGCUUCCAGGCAGCUGUUCCCAAAGUGAUGAAAGUAAAGCUGCAGCCUCCCACCAGUACUGAUCUACCGGCCUUUAAUCCCAUCCUGCCUCCAGCUGCCAUCACACAGAUUUUGCUGUUGGCAAACCCUCUUAAGGAAAAAGUGCGUUUGCGGUACAAACUAACUUUCAACCUGGGGGACAAAUCUCACGAUGAAUCUGCCGAUGUCGACCAGUUCCCACCUCCAAGCACUUGGGGGAACCUUUAGGGAGAAGGACCAGCCUCCCGUCAUCUGAUCUGCUGCUUCCUUUACAUUUAGGUUGAAGUUGUCCGUCAGCACUGGCCGAGGCAAGACGACCUCGUCACACUUUUCUCCGGUUUGGAAAUACAGACAUGAGAGCAGUUGUGGGAACCAGCUUCUACCUUGUGCCUUUCCAUCGUUACUCGAUCAUGUCCAUAUUCCUGAGUGUUGUCGCUACUUUCUCCUCUUCCAACAAUCAGUCCAGCGCAGUGAUAUACAGUCGACUUUCAGAAACAUUCAAUCCAGUGAAUUUUUGGAAAACAAGUUGAGCCUUUAAAAAACUGAAAGUGGGAAUUUAUUCGUACUGCUAAACAAAUCCCAUGUCAUGUGAAUCACAUACAACAGCUGGUCUUUUUUGUUGUUUUUUAAGAAAGCUAUUUCUACCAUUGGAUUCAAAAUGCUGCAACGUUCACCUGCACAUUAGAGUUGUCACAGUUUGUUUUGUUGCAACAAACCAUUUUCUGUCGGUCAGUAGAGCUUCUCUGCUUCUCCUUCUCAAGUGAUAUUUUAAAAAUGCAGUUCAUGACAGUAUAUUAGUCUAUUUAACUUCACAGAAUUUAAAUUGGCAGAUGAACUGAUGAAUUUGCUCAUUGCUGCAGCACAACUUAAUCAUUUGCAGGAAGAGAUGCAGUGGUAUCAUUCUCUACUUACUAGCAAACCACUUCCCCUUUAAACCAACGCUGGUGAUGUUUGUAAAACACAGCUGGAAAUAAUGAAACUGAGUAAUUCCCACAUCUGAAAUCAUUGUAGUGGGUUUCUCCUUGAGUAACCAAAUUAUCCAGAGAGCACAAAUAUUGAAUCGGUAUAUAAUUUUUAAGAGUCAUCUGGAUUUUAAUAUGUUUGAAUAAAUUACGGUUAGGUGGCGUGUGUGUCUAGGCUGUAAUAAAAGGCCUUUUUCACAGCAGAUAUGUUGACACGGCAUGACAGGAAAAGCACAGGCGUUCCAAAAAACAUUGACAAUGACUUUGUUGUACAUUGUGAGGGUGAAAGUAGCCAUUCAUUCACUCCAUUUAACGCUGUGCUUUUCCUGCUGUGACAUGACACAAGGCCGAACAAUGAAGGGCAUCUAAUCUUUGCCCCUUUACUUUUUAUUUCUGUACUUUUCUGUUAUCAAAAGAUCGGGACACUUUUUUUUUUUUUACAUUAUGUUUCACUCAGGAUAUUAAUUUGGAGAUUUUUUUUCUUACACAACCUACAAUUACAUGCACUUAUUUUGUUAAAAUUUUGCACAUGAAAUCAUUUCCUUUUUCUGUACAUUUGUCUUUUUGUCAUUUUCUGCCUUUCUACUGUUGAUUGACCCAAAGAGGGACAUGUGAAGUCCUGAGUUGACGUCACUGACAUCUGGUUUGAUUCUACCACAUGUGCCUGAGAUGAAACGUUUUGCUUUUCUUUUGCUCUGUACAUAUAUGUAUACUAAUGACUUGAUCCUUGUUUUCAUGUGUUCAUGUCCUUACCAGAAAAGACUCAAAUGGUGUUACUGAAUCAUUCUAAUAUCCAUAAGUUGAUUGGAUCAUGGGUCUACAAGCAUAAAGACUAAAAUAAAAUGAGACUGGAGGCAGA
Molecule: messenger RNA, 3606 nt
Organism: Amphiprion ocellaris (clown anemonefish)
Lineage: Eukaryota; Metazoa; Chordata; Actinopteri; Pomacentridae
Product: ADP-ribosylation factor-binding protein GGA1-like
Exons: 17
Coding region: 28-2013 (661 amino acids)
Biological process (GO): intracellular protein transport; vesicle-mediated transport
Cellular component (GO): trans-Golgi network
Molecular function (GO): phosphatidylinositol binding; small GTPase binding; ubiquitin binding
Source: RefSeq, a predicted model, not a curated record